GCGGGGUCCCUGAACCGCGGGCGGCCCCGGCUCCCUGCGCUCGGCCAUGGCCCCCCCGCUCCGGUGCAGGCUCCCGAGGUUGCUGCCGCCGUGGCUGCUGCUGCUGAGCGUGGCGCUGCUGGGUUUCCAGGCCCGCGCCGAGCCCGCCGCCGGGAGCGCCGUCCCCGCGCAGAGCCGUCCGUGCGUGGACUGCCACGCGUUCGAGUUCAUGCAGCGCGCCCUGCAGGACCUUCGGAAGACGGCCUACAGCCUGGACUCGAGGACGGAGACCCUCCUGCUGCAGGCCGAGCGCCGGGCCCUGUGUGCCUGCUGGCCUGCGGGGCGCUGAGGAUCCUCAGACACCGCUGUUCCUCAUCAAUAAACACCCGGCCCAGCA
Molecule: messenger RNA, 376 nt
Organism: Odobenus rosmarus divergens (Pacific walrus)
Lineage: Eukaryota; Metazoa; Chordata; Mammalia; Carnivora; Odobenidae
Gene: NICOL1
Product: chromosome unknown open reading frame, human C4orf48
Exons: 4
Coding region: 47-328 (93 amino acids)
Source: RefSeq, a predicted model, not a curated record